Messenger RNA from Prunus armeniaca (apricot), 1338 nucleotides. Lineage: Eukaryota; Viridiplantae; Streptophyta; Magnoliopsida; Rosales; Rosaceae. The record is from the annotation of a GenBank genome assembly.
AUGGUCACUCUCCACAUCGGCUCCCGCCCUGCCGUCUUCGUCGCCGACCGCUCCCUGGCCCACCAGGCCCUCGUCCAAAACGGCGCCGUCUUCGCCGACCGCCCUCCGGCUUUAGCCACCGACAAAGUCCACAACAGCAAUCAGCACAACAUAAACUCCGCCGUCUACGGUCCCACGUGGCGUCUCCUCCGCCGCAACCUCACCUCCGAAAUCCUCCACCCUUCCCGGGUCAAGUCCUACGGUGGGGCCCGCAAAUGGGUUCUCGACAUCCUCGUCAACCAGCUCGAAACAGAGUCUCAAUCCCAACCCAGAGGCGUCAAAGUGGUCGACCAUUUGCAAUACUCCAUGUUUUGCUUGCUGGUUUUGAUGUGCUUUGGGGACAGAUUGGAUGAAAACCAAAUCAAAGAAAUAGAGGGUGUUCAGCGUCGCUCUCUCUUGAGUUUUGGGCGAUAUAAUUUCCUCAAUUUUUGGCCCAAGUUGACCAAGAUUCUGUUUAGAAAGCACUGGGACGAGUUCUUGCAGCUCCGUAAGGAACAAGAAGACGUGCUCAUCCCUCUGAUUCGAGCACGACAAAACAAGGCAAAGGAUGAAAGCGGUAGAGGGGAGGAGUUUGUGUUGGCGUAUGUUGAUACGUUGUUGGAUAUUCAGCUCCCUGACGAGAAGGAAAAGAGGAUGCUUUCUGAAGACGAAAUAGUGAGUCUCUGUUCGGAGUUUCUCAACGCGGGUACUGAUACUACUUCGACUGCGUUGCAGUGGAUCAUGGCCAACGUAGUCAAGUACCCACAAAUCCAAGACAAGCUCUUUGAAGAGAUUAAAGGAGUUGUGGAGGAAACAGAGGAAGAGGUGAAAGAGGAGGUCCUGCACAAGUUGCCAUAUCUGAAAGCUGUGAUCUUGGAGGGUCUGAGGCGCCACCCACCGGGGCACUUUGUGCUGCCACACGCUGUGACACAGGACGUGGUUUUGAAUGGUCAUGUGGUGCCCAAAAAUGGAACAAUCAAUUUCAUGGUGGCUGAGAUGGGGUGGGACCCAGAAGUGUGGGAGGAUCCCAUGGCGUUCAAGCCUGAAAGGUUCUUGGGUGGUGGUGAUUGUGGAGGAGAAGAAGGGUUCGACUUAACAGGGAGCAGAGAGAUUAAGAUGAUGCCGUUUGGGGCAGGGAGGAGAAUUUGUCCUGGCUCUGGUUUAGCAGUGCUUCAUCUCGAGUAUUUUGUGGCUAAUUUGGUUUGGAAAUUUGAGUGGAGAGCUGUGGAGGGAGACGAUGUUGACUUGUCAGAAAAGCAGGAGUUCACUGUAGUCAUGAAGAAUCCAUUGCAAGCUCACUUAUCCCCCAGACUGAAAUAA